GCGAGGAACAUUUUUUCGAAUGGUAUAAAUACCUCUGCUUUUCCACCAUCACUUCCAGCGGGGAAAUCGAUUUUUCAAAACGCAGAGGAGAUUGGUGUCAACUUUGAGUUCGCGCUAUCCAAGCUUCAAAAUUUUGAAAAAUUUCAGCACAAAGAAUAACAGCAGCAUAUUUUCAACAACAACGAAAAAAACAACAACAUGAAGGUUCUUGGUUUCGUGAUCCUUUUUGUCACCAUUGCCUCAGCUAAACCGGCAGAAAGAAGCAGUGUUUCUGAUCAGUGUCCAUCUAUCCAUGACCCAAAUAGCUUGGCAGUCCAUCUGGCUGACCCUGAAGAUUGCGAAAAAUAUUAUGUUUGUGACUGGGGUCAGGCCAUCAGCAUGCCAUGCCCAAGUGGACUUCACUUCAAUCCCACUCUUCAUGUGUGUGACUGGCCAGAAAAUGCUGGUUGCACUGCUGGCCAAAAUCCAACCACUGAAGCGCCAGCAACUGAAGAAGUGACUGAGCCUCAUGAAGAACCAACAACUGUGGCUGAGGAAAUCACCACUGUUGCUGGGGAAGAAGAACAGACCACUGUGGGUGAAGAAGAAGAAGUGACCACUGAGGCUGGAGAAGAGACCACUGUGGCUGAAGAAGAGACCACUGUGGCUGGAGAAGAGACCACUGUGGCUGGAGAAGAGACCACUGUGGCUGAUGAGGAGCAUACUACCCAGGCUGAAGAAGCAACCACCACUGAGGCUGCUGUGAGUGAGGAAGAAACUGAGAAACCAGUUGAGGAAGAGAACAAAUGCCCAGCAACCGGCACCGCCAUCUUGCCAAAUCCUGAGGACUGUGCCAGUUUCUUUGUCUGCGACAAUGGUGAGCCCUUCCUGGUGACCUGCCCAGCAGGCAAGGCCUUUAGCACUCGCUAUUCAUCUUGUGUGGAGGCUGCCCAGGAUGGCUGCACUCCAGCUACUGAAUCCCCUGAGAUCACAACUGAGGCUGAAACUGAGGAACCAACUACAACCACUGCUCCAGAGACUGAGGCUCCCACCACAGUUACUACCCAAAAGCCAACAACUCAAAAGCCAACCACCCAAAAGCCCACUACUCAGAAGCCAACUACCCAGAAACCCACUACUCAGAAGCCAACCACCCAAAAGCCAACAACGCAAACGCCCACUACUCAGAAGCCAACCACCCAAAAGCCAACCACAGUUGGUAAGCAGGGCUGUGAGAAGGUGACCUGUCCAGGCCAGAAUGACCAGUUUGCUCUGCAUUUGCCCAACCCUGAUGAUUGUGGCUCGUUUUGCAAAUGUGAUUGGGGGACUGCACAUCAUUUUGAUUGCCCAGGUGGUCUGCAUUUCAAUGCAGCCCUUCAGGUCUGCGAUUGGCCUGCCAGUGCUGGGUGUCAAGUUGCUUCCAGAGGACUUUUGCUGCUGGAAAUGAAUUCCCUGGAAUCCAUCAAGAUCUUCAUCAACGUCAGCUUCUAA
This is a messenger RNA of Notodromas monacha, 1470 nucleotides long. The record is from the annotation of a GenBank genome assembly. NCBI's taxonomy places the organism in Eukaryota, Metazoa, Arthropoda, Ostracoda, Podocopida, Cyprididae.